AUGGAUACCUACGAAAGCGUUUUACUAGUAAAACCAGAAGUCUACGUGUUCAAUAUUCCUCCCAGAUAUUCCAAUAGAGGUUAUCGUGCCGCAGAUUGGAAUUCAACUGAGCCCAAUUGGACUAGAAGGAUGAAGCUCAUAUCCAAAGGCAACGAAUUGUCUAUCAAACUCGAAGACGAAAACUCUAGAGAACUCUUUGCCAAGUCUCCAAUCGACGCAUAUCCGGGGCGUGCCAUUGAAUUAGUUACUGAUUCGUCGAGAUAUUUUGUUUGA
Messenger RNA from Ceutorhynchus assimilis (cabbage seed weevil), 273 nucleotides. The record is from the annotation of a GenBank genome assembly. NCBI's taxonomy places the organism in Eukaryota, Metazoa, Arthropoda, Insecta, Coleoptera, Curculionidae.